AUGUCAACAUCAUUGGCUGAAUCUCUUGCAUUUAUCGCGCAAGAAAUAUGCAUUUAUUUUGGUAUUCCUCUACUCAUUGUUGGUAUACUUGGAGGAGUUCUCAAUAUUAUUGUAUUUCUAAGUCUUCGAACGUUUCGACAAAGUUCAUGUGCAUUCUAUUUAACAAUCAUGUCAAUUGUCAAUAUUGUUCAGUUAAUAACGGGUCUCUUAGCUCGUAUAAUGAUCACCGGCUUUGGUAUUGAUUGGACACAAACUUCAUUAAUCUUCUGUAAAUUAAGAUAUUUUCUUUUUCCAAUAGCUGCAUUAAUCUCAUUUACAUGUAUUACCUUGGCAACAAUUGAUCAAUACUUUGCAACUUGUUUUCGUCCUCAUUGGCAACAAUGGAGUAAUAUUCAAGUUGCCUAUCGUCUAACAACAAUAUUUAGUAUCAUUUGGAUUCUACAUGGAAUUCCAUAUUUGAUCUUUUUUAAUCAAAAUAUUUCGCCUACUACAGGGAAAAUCAUUUGUACAUCUACAAACAAUAUCUUUAUACAAUAUCGUUCUUAUUUUGUUACUCUUGUCCUUACAGGUGUUCUUCCUAUUGUUAUUACAAUUUUAUUUGGAUCCUUGGCGUAUUAUAAUGUGCGACGACUGGCUUAUCGAACAUUGCCUCUUGUUCGACGUGAACUCGACAAACAAUUGACAGUAAUGGUCCUUGCACAAGUUAUUGUCAAUGCUUUUACUAUUUUGCCAUACGCCAUUCUAGUGGCUCUUACACUGAACACGAAUCUGAUGAAUGAUCCUGUUAUUGCAAUAAGAAUACAAUUUACUGCUACUAUAACUACCUUAUUAUAUUAUACUAAUUUUGGGAGUCCAUUUUUUAUCUAUGUUUGUGCAUCCGAACGAUUUCGUCGACAAUUGAUUCAUGUGCUAUUCACGAUUUACUUCGAAAAAUGGCAACAACCAAGAAUGAUUGUUAAUCAAGUAGUACCGGAAUUGUAA
Molecule: messenger RNA, 981 nt
Organism: Rotaria sordida
Lineage: Eukaryota; Metazoa; Rotifera; Eurotatoria; Philodinida; Philodinidae
Source: the annotation of a GenBank genome assembly